Molecule: messenger RNA, 729 nt
Organism: Bicyclus anynana (squinting bush brown)
Lineage: Eukaryota; Metazoa; Arthropoda; Insecta; Lepidoptera; Nymphalidae
Product: chorion class B protein B.L1-like
Exons: 2
Coding region: 143-610 (155 amino acids)
Source: RefSeq, a predicted model, not a curated record
AACAUACUCGUAUAUAUAUAACAGUUUCUGAAGACGAGAUAAUGAAAAGUUACCGUCAGGCGGCGUCAAGGCGAGCGCCCAGUAUAUAACCGCGCCGCGCGCCGUCCGCUGCAUCACUCGCUGCUCGCUCCUCCCACACAACAUGAACACCGCCAUCGUCAUCCUCGCCCUGGUGGCGUGCGCCUGCGCCGCCGACAGCAGCGAGAAGCGCGACAAGAGAGGCUUCAGCAGCGGCUGGAGCUCCGGCGGACUCGGCGGAUACGGCGGAUACAGCGGACUCGGCGGAUACGGCGGACUCGGCGGAUACGGCGGCGGCUACUCCGCGCCCGCCGCGCGCCUCGUCACCGUCAACAAGGUGGUGAACACGCAGCGCGUCGUGGACGUGCCGCAGGUGGUCAACGUGCGCAAGGUGGUCUCCGUGCCGCAGGUGGUGUCCGUCAACAAGCUGGUGGCGGCGCCCAGCGGCGGGUACUCCGCAGGCCUGGGCUACUCCGGGGGAUACUCCGGCGGCUACUCCGGCGGCUACUCUGGCUACUCAGGCUCCUCCGGCCACGGCUACUCCGGCGCUGGCUACUCCGGCGCUGGCUACUCCAACGCCGGCUGGUGGUGAGCGCUGAGCUACCGAAUGCCACUUCAAAGCAUCUGUGAUUCUGUUGUUCUUUUAAGUUUACUUUAGUUUCACCCUAAGACUUGUUAUAUUUAAUUUCAAAUACAUUUUAUUUUUUCUAA